Molecule: messenger RNA, 2906 nt
Organism: Lampris incognitus (smalleye Pacific opah)
Lineage: Eukaryota; Metazoa; Chordata; Actinopteri; Lampriformes; Lampridae
Gene: tmed4
Product: transmembrane p24 trafficking protein 4
Exons: 5
Coding region: 127-786 (219 amino acids)
Biological process (GO): Golgi organization; intracellular protein transport; endoplasmic reticulum to Golgi vesicle-mediated transport
Cellular component (GO): Golgi apparatus; endoplasmic reticulum; COPII-coated ER to Golgi transport vesicle
Source: RefSeq, a predicted model, not a curated record
GCCGCGGCGAGCGUUGUCAGGAAUUCCCCCUUCCUUCUUCCGCAGUCGGGCGGUGACGUCAUCCCGCUGCGGCGACGGGCAGACUCUUCUUCGCCGAUGUGACGACGAGAGAAAAAAGGCCGCAGGAUGUUCGCUAUCUCUGCCACCCUAGUUAUCUCCCUCUUCGCUCUGGUGUGCCCGGGUUACGCGCUGUAUUUCCACAUAGGGGAGACGGAGAAGAAAUGCUUCAUUGAGGAGAUUCCAGAUGAGACCAUGGUCAUUGGCAAGUACAGAACUCAGCUGUGGGACAAGCAGACCAGUUCCUUUCUCCCGUCCACCCCCGGCCUUGGGAUGCACGUUGAAAUCAAGGAUCCUGAUACUAAGAUCAUCCUUUCUCGACAGUAUGGGUCAGAUGGACGCUUCACCUUCACUUCCCACACUCCCGGAGAACACCAGAUCUGUCUGCACUCAAACUCCACCAAGAUGACUCUGUUUGCAGGGGGAAAGCUGAGAGUGCAUCUAGAUAUUCAAGUUGGAGAACAUACCAACAACUACCCUGAAAUUGCAGCCAAAGACAAACUCACCGAGUUACAGCUGAGAGUCCGACAGCUGCUGGAUCAAAUGGAACAGAUCCAGAAGGAGCAAAACUAUCAGCGGUAUCGAGAGGAGCGAUUCCGCAUGACGAGUGAAAGCACCAACCAGCGUGUGCUCUGGUGGUCCAUUGCCCAGACUCUUAUCCUCAUUGUCACCGGCAUCUGGCAGAUGAAGCACCUCAAGAGCUUCUUUGAGGCCAAGAAGUUGGUGUGAGUUCCCAUUUACCGGCGUCUGCAUCGGGAUGACGCGGUGUCAGGCAGAGAGACUAUCUCAGCCAAGAUGGAGCGACAUCCACCACAGUGGAGGAAACACAAGAUAAGAGAUGUGUGUUUACCCAUCAGCCAUUACAGGAAAGCGGCUCAGCCCCCAGUGAGAGCACACUGAGGGCAGUUUUAGUUUUUGGGGAUUUUUUUUUUCUUAAAGAGUUUUAUAUACACUGUUUUUACACGGCACCACAUUCCAGGCGACUUUCUUUGGUUUUUUUUUUUUUCCAGGAGAUUUCCUUUUAGCACUCCCCAAUUCCUGUACAAGAAUAAAUGGGAGAAACAUCCUGAGCACAAUUUUAUUUAUUUUAUUUUUUUAAAUACUUUUGUUGGAAUGGAGACGAGUCAUCGAUGAAUCGGAAUACCUAUUUAAGACGAAAUAGAGUUUAAUGAGUUAUCUGUUGGUCCUGGGACUCGCUGGUCUAUGUACAGCCUGUUUCUUCACUGCUUUAAGGUUGCAUUUAGCUCUCUGAUAUCUAUUCAUAGACCUUUUGUUUUGCUCUACACUUUUAUUCAAACACUUAUUUGAAUCUUCUGUCUGCCUUGCUACUGAGAGAUCCCUUCUUCUGCCUGUUGUGUAUAGUUUCUACUUUAAAUCAGAAUUCAUGUGCACUAUGCCAGACAGGUGUGUAGUUUGUGAUAAUAACCUUCUCGUGCCACAGUCACCUGUUGUCAGUAGGUGGAGCUCAUUGACUGACCGGUUCAUACCAUCCAUCCAUCCAUUAUCCAAACCGCUUAUCCGAAGUCGGGUCGCGGGAUGCCGGAGCCUAUCCCAGCAGUCACUGGGCAGCAGGCAGGGAGACACCCUGGACAGGCCGCCAGGCCAUCACACGGCUGACACAUUCACACCUAGGGACAAUUUUGUGUGGCCGAUUCCUCUGACCUACAUGUCUUUGGACUGUGGGAGGAAACCGGAGCACCUGGAGGAAACCCACGCAGACAUGGGGAGAACAUGCAAACUCCACACAGUGUGUGGAGCCUCCACACACAGCGGCACGGUGGUGCAGUGGUUAGCGCAAUUGCCUCACAGCAAGAAGGUCCUGGGUUCAAACCCUGGGGUUGUCCAACCUUAGGGGUUGUCCUCUGUGUGCAGUUUGCAUGUUCUCCCUGUGUCUGCGUGGGUUUGCUCCAGUUUCCUCCCACAUUUCCGUUCAUUCCUUCAUACAUCGUGAAAGGUAUGAAAGCUUUCUGACCUUUUCCUUAACUUGCAUUGAUUUUUUAAGCUGUCCUGGCUUUUGUGGUAUUUCUGAACAUAACACAAACUUGCUACACUCAAACCAGCUAUUACACUUGCAUUUCACUCGAGAUGGAAACCAGACUGGAGCGUCCAGGUGGCGUGGCGAUCUGUUCUGUUGCCUACCAACAUGGGGAUCGUCGGUUCGAAUCCCCGCGUUCCCUCCGGCUUGGUUGGGCGUCGCUACAGACACAAUUGGCUGUGUCCGUGGACGGGAAGCCGGAUGUGGGUAUGUGUCUUGGUUGCUGCACUAGCGCCUCUGGUCGAUCAGGGUACCUGUUCGGGGGGGACUGGGGGGAACAGCGUGACCCUCCCACUUGCUACGUCCCCCUGGUGAAACUCCUCACUGCCAGGUGAAAAGAAGCAGCUGGUGACUCCACAUGUACGGGAGGAGGCAUGUGGUAGUCUGCAGCCCUCCCCGGGUCAGCAGAGGCGGUGGAGCAGAGACCGGGACGACUCGGAAAAUAGGGUAAAUUGGCCAAUACAAUUAGGGAGAAAUGGGGGGGGGGGUCCAAAAAAAGAAAAAGAUGGUAACCAGAUUAGUGAAAAUGUUGGAAAUCCUCUAAUGUAGAGGAAGAGGUCUGUGUCAGAAUGGAGCUGUCAGGAGAGGAAGGUGGCUUGCUUCCUUCCUUCCUUCCUUCACAGCGACUGUUUUCCACAUGUCAAACUGAAGAGUGGGCUCUCUCGUGUCCCGGAUGCGAAUUACUUUGACUUUUGAUUGCUUUUGUCUCAAGGUCUUAAGCUGUUGUACUGUGGUCUGGAUGUCACCUCCAUUUGCUCAUAAAAUGAACUUUGGCCAGAAGUUGUCUGUAAGUCAUUGUUGUUCGGUUUGCACC